Messenger RNA from Parasteatoda tepidariorum (common house spider), 1863 nucleotides. Lineage: Eukaryota; Metazoa; Arthropoda; Arachnida; Araneae; Theridiidae. The record is from RefSeq and is a predicted model, not a curated record.
GGAAAUGUUCCAGUGAAAAUGGUCCUUAGGAAAACCGGUUAAUCAGUUUUCAUCUUUAUUCCGACAGAAAUAAAAUACAGGAAGCAUACUCAAGUGAUGACCCGGCUUUUCGAUUUUGUUUAGUAUUAUUCAACGAAAUUGACUUUUACAUUAAUAUUUGUAUAUGUAAUAUAAAUUAUUGUGUUUAGUUUUGCAGUAUUCCAAAAAUGCAGCGAGAGUUUAUAGAGGAGCUUUUUACUCCUUUAUUAAAAGUUCCUUUCAUAAGAAAGCUACUGUUAACGCCAGUAUGGGAGCCACAAGAAAUAAUGAAUGCUAUUUUAAUUUUUUCGUGGAUUGUUUAUGUUUGGAACACUUUUCUUUCUUAUCGCCAGUAUAAAGUUGCGAAAAAGACCAUUUCAGUUCCAGUAGAGCUAGUUGGUGUUUUGGAUCAAGAAACUUAUGCUAAAUCUCGUAUCUACAACUUAGAUAAAAACAAGUUUGAGCUUGUUUGUUCAAUAUAUGAACAAUUACUACAGACGGGUAUUUUAGUAUUCGGUGGAAUUCCAUGUUUGUGGGCUUUAAGUGGUAAAGUUACUACUCAUUUUGGAUAUGGAAAGGAUCAUGAGAUAACUCAAACAGUAAUAUUUUCAUUGAUUGGUUCAAUAAUCAGUACAUUCUUAGACCUACCUUUUAGUUUGUACAUGACUUUUGUACUUGAAGAAAAGCAUGGAUUCAAUAAACAGACUUUAGGUUUCUACUUUAAAGAUAGAAUAAAGAAAUUCAUUGUUAUGCAAGCUGUUAUGCUUCCCAUACUUUCGAUCAUAGUUCAUAUCGUUAAAAUUGGUGGUGACUAUUUCUUCAUUUAUUUAUGGGUCUUCUGUGUCCUCAUAUCUUUCAUUCUUCUGACAGUUUAUGCUGAUUAUAUUGCACCGUUGUUUGAUAAGUUUACUCCAUUGCCGGAAGGAGAAUUGAGAACUCGUAUUGAGAAUUUAGCUAAGAGUAUAGAAUUUCCACUGAAAAAGCUUUUUGUUGUGGAAGGUUCUAAAAGAUCUGCUCAUAGCAAUGCCUAUUUUUAUGGUUUUUAUAAAAACAAACGGAUAGUUCUUUUUGAUACUUUGUUGGAAGAAUACACCCCAUUAAAUAAGGAAGAAGAAACUAAAAAGGAGAAGGAAGAGACAGAAAAAGAAGAAGGAAAGCAUAAAAGAACCGGCUGUAAUAAUGAUGAAGUUGUAGCAGUUCUUGCUCAUGAACUUGGUCAUUGGAAAUUAAAUCAUACACUAAAAAAUUUAAUCAUUGCUCAGGUCAACUUGUUUUUCUGCUUUGCUGUAUUUGCUCUUCUCUACCGAAGCACAGUUUUGUAUGCAGCAUUUGGUUUUCAUGAUGUAAAGCCUAUUAUUGUGGGUUUCCUUGUGAUUUUCCAAUUUGUGUUUUCUCCUUACAAUGAAUUGCUGUCUUUCAUAAUGACUGUCCUAUCGAGAAGAUUUGAAUUUCAAGCUGAUGCCUUUGCUAAAGAGCUCCACAGAGCAGCUGAUCUUCGUAGCGCUCUGAUCAAACUGAACCGAGACAACUUGGGGUUCCCCGUUCAUGACUGGCUCUUCUCUGCUUGGCAUCACUCUCAUCCACCACUCUUGCAGAGGAUCCGUGCCCUUGGCAAGAUUGAUUGAUCCAUUAAUUGAAGCAUUCAAUCACUGUGAUGCACAAAUAUUUUCAUUUCUCGUAAAACCAUUUGUUCAUCAUGUUUCAGUUAUUCUUGUGCAUGUUUAAAGUCACUAAGCUCAUUUGAUUGUCCUGCUGUAAUCUGAUUUGAUUAACUGUAUUUGUUUCCAAAUAUAUUGUGUAAAUUUUUGGAUUUAUUUUCGAUCAUUAAAGGAAACUUACUUAUAA